Molecule: messenger RNA, 3477 nt
Organism: Magnolia sinica
Lineage: Eukaryota; Viridiplantae; Streptophyta; Magnoliopsida; Magnoliales; Magnoliaceae
Product: receptor-like protein 53
Exons: 1
Coding region: 1-3477 (1158 amino acids)
Molecular function (GO): protein binding
Source: RefSeq, a predicted model, not a curated record
AUGGAUCUCCUCCACUCUCUUAUUAAUAAACCAUUUCCAUUUUUCUUUUUCUCUUCCCUCCUUUUCCUCUCCUCUUUUAUCUUUGCCACUGUAAACAACAGUGAUGCUUUGUCAAUCCAAGAGCAAUACAUUGAAGACCACUUCUCUGCUUUGCUCCACCUGAAGCAGCGCUUUUCCUUCUCUGAGCUCAGCAAGACCAGACUUUUCUCUUGGAAUCCUGGUAACAGGGAUUGCUGCUCUUGGGAAGCCAUCACGUGCGAUGGUGCCACCGGUCACGUGAUCGGCCUCGACCUCAGCUACCUCUCGAUAUCUGGUCUGCUCGAUUUUAAAAGCAUCUUUCAUCUUCAAAGCCUGCAGAGGCUCAACCUCGCUCGAAAUGACUUCGAUCUCUCUCGAAUCCCUUCUGGGUUUGACCAGCUCACCAGCUUGACCCAUCUCAACCUCUCUUCUUCGAAUUUUUAUGGCCAAAUCCCGCUGGAAAUAUCCCUGUUGACCAGCUUGGUUUCUCUCGAUCUAUCUUUCAAUUCCCUUCAACUUGAAAACCCCAACAUUGGAGCACUCGUCCAAAAUCUCUCUAGUCUGAGAGAACUGUAUCUCGAUCGGGUAUAUAUCUCAGCUGAGGGUAGCGAGUGGGGCCUGGCCUUAUCCUCCGCACUCCCUCGUCUCCGCAAGUUGAGCUUGAGAGGCUGUGGUCUUUCGGGCCCCAUCCAUUCUUCCCUUUCCAGCCUCUGUUUCUUAUCUCAACUUCGUCUCAGUGGAAACAGUCUCUCUUCUGUCAUACCCAACUUCAUAGGGAACUUCUCUUCUUUAACCUCACUAGCUCUCAGUGAUUGUGGAUUGUAUGGAAAAAUUCCAGAGAGUAUUUUCAGGCUGCCAAACCUACAAACCCUCGAUGUAGGAUACAAUCCACUUCUCACAGGCAAGAUCCCUCCAAACAAUACUCUCCAAGGGCUGGUCCUAUCCGACACUGGAUUUUGUAGCAAGCUACGGGAUUCAUUCAGUAAUUUGGAACUGCUGACCAUGUUGGAAAUCAGAGAUUGCAAGCUAUCAGGCCAAUUUCCAUCUGGGCUUGUGAUGCUCCGCAAACUCGCACGUUUGGAUCUUUCAUCCAGCGGUUUCAGCGGACCAUUGCCAUCCUCUCUUGCCAACCUCAGCAACCUUGUUUAUUUGGAUCUUUCAGCCAAUGGUUUCAGCGGACCAUUUCCGUCCUCUCUGGUCAACCUCAGCAACCUCGUUUAUUUGGAUAUUUCAUCAAAUGAUUUCAGUGGUCCAAUCCCUUCUUCCCAUGGAAACAAGCUUCAAAAUCUUAAAGAGCUCCACUGUCCCGACAAUUCACUUAGUGGGACCAUCCCAUCAUCAUUGUUUUCACUUCCAUCACUACGAAUGUUGGUUCUCUCGGGUAACCAAUUUAGUGGUCAUCUUGUGGAGUUCCAAAAUGCUUCCUCUUUACCAUUAGAGAGCAUUAACUUAGAAAACAACAACUUGCAGGGGCCCAUUCCAAGGUCAAUCUUUCAACUCACCAUGCUUACAUACCUCGCCCUUUCAUCCAAUAGUUUCAAUGGCACAAUCCCUUCCUUGUAUGGAAAUGAUCUUCGGAUUUGUGUUCAUCUGAACUUGUCCAACAAUUCACUUAGUGGGACCAUCCCAUCAUCUUUGUUUUCACUCCCAUCAUUAAGAGAGGUGCUUCUCCAAGACAACCACUUCAGUGGUCAGCUUGGAGAGUUCCACAAUGCAUCCUCUUUAUUAUUAGAGAAGAUCUAUUUGGAUAAGAACAAGUUGCAGGGGCCUAUUCCAAGGUCAAUCUUUCAACUCACCAAGCUUACAGAACUCUCACUUUUGUCAAACAAUUUCAAUGGUGACCUGGACCUUGGUUUAUUCCAAAACCUUAAGGACCUACGGUACCUUGAUCUUUCAAAUAACCAUUUCUCAGUCUAUGAUAUCGGAAGCAAUUCAACCUCUAUAUCUUUCCCCCAAAUUCAACAUUUGUUGUUAAGAUCUUGUAACAUUAGUAAAUUUCCAGAUAUCUUGAGAAGGCAAGAGGAGAUGUAUUUUUUGGACCUUUCCAACAACAGAAUCAAUGGUGAAAUACCCAAUUGGAUAUGGAAGGUUGGAAAUGAGAGUUUGACUUAUUUCAAUCUUUCUCAUAAUGAUUUGGAGGGAUUAGAGGGACCAUUUCCUCAUCUUUCCUUAAGUUCUUUGGAAGUUCUUGACCUUAGCUUUAACAUGUUAGAAGGCUCAAUUCCGAUUCCUCCGCUCUUCAUCCAUUUCUUUUCACUUUCAAGCAAUAAUCUCAGUGGAGAAGUUCCCUUGCUCAUUUGCAAUUGCACCUCCUUACAAGUCCUCGAUUUGUCUGACAACAGGCUCAAUGGUUUGAUUCCACCAUGUUUGGGUGAAAUCAAUGAUGACCUCAUUGUGUUGAAUCUUGGAGGAAAUGCAUUUCAUGGCAACUUGCUUCAAACAUUCAAAGAGGGUUGCAUACUAGAGACACUUGAUCUCAAUGGAAAUCAGUUGGAAGGUCAGGUGCCAAGGUCUUUGUCCAUGUGCAAGAUGUUAGAGGUGUUAAACCUUGGAAACAAUCACAUACAUGACACCUUCCCUUUUUGGUUGGAAAAUCUAUCCCAGUUGCGCAUUCUCAUCUUGGGAUCCAACAAAUUUUAUGGCACCAUUGGACACCCCAUAAUAAAUCACAGCUUUCCAUUGUUACAAAUCUCCGACCUCUCUUCCAAUCGUUUUACUGGUAGCUUGCCUUCAAAUAUGUUCAGGAGCUGGAAGGCAAUGAUGGAGGAAGGCAAAUCCCAAUCUCAAUUCCUUAGCAAACAAUUUGUGCAUGGAUACUAUCAAGACAAAGUAAUUGUUGUGAGCAAAGGGCAAGAAAUGAAACUAGUAAAGAUUCUUACCGCCUUCACCGUGGUGGAUCUCUCAAAUAACCAAUUUCAAGGGGUUAUCCCAAAAUCAGUUGGGGAUCUAAAGGCACUACAUGUGCUUAAUAUGUCUUACAACCAUCUCACAGGCCAAAUUCCAGCAUCAUUGGGGGGCAUAAAAGAUCUUGAGUCAUUAGAUCUCUCGCAGAAUGACUUGUUCGGAGAGAUUCCUCAGCAACUUACAAAGUUAACAUUCCUUGAGGUGUUAAAUCUUUCACAAAACCAGCUCGUAGGGAUCAUACCGCAGAGUCAACAAUUUCUUACAUUCACGAACGAAUCCUUUCAAGGGAACUUGGGAUUAUGUGGUCCUCCACUAUCAAGGAAGUGUAGAGAUACCAAAGUUUCAUCAUUAUCAACACAAUCGGAAAGUAAAUAUGAUUGGGGAUCCAUGUGUAUUGGGUUUGGAGUUGGAUAUGGAGUGGGAAUGGGAAUUCUUCUGUGGACUACAGUACUUUGGACAAAGGGAAUGAAAGAAUACAUUCGAUCAAGAUUUCUUGAUCGAAUGUUAUUGAUGAUUUUUCCCUCUGCGGCCUUUGAUCUAAUACAGCGACGAUAA